AUGUCUCCAAUUCUCACAGAAAUUCCGAAAUUUACAUUGUUACCUUCAACGCAUACAUUAGCGAACCCGACUUUUUUCGAAUCGGGAGUGGUUUCUGCAAGUCCUUCCGUGGGCUUGACAAUGAGCGAAUCUCAGAAGCAUGAUAUGUAUCAAACAGCAGACAGACACCUAGCACUCGUGGUCGGAUGCAUCCUUUGCUCAGCUGCACUCGCACUGGUGAUGAUUCUCUUCUGUUUGCGCUGGCGAAAACGCAGGACAGUGCGCUUUCAAGAUCCACCACGCAGGAAGAACAUGAAGCUUUUUGAUACAAGCAGUGUCGUCGAUGGCGUGAAAACAUGGCUAAAAGAGACUUGGGACGGGUUUAAAGCAGCUGAUCGUCCGCCGUUCCAGUCACGAGCUCGGGUUCCCAGUCAUCAAGUGUUGAGUCAAGGUAGGCCAGUGCAUGGUCACCAACCAAGGGGUUCAAGAGUCAUACCUCAGAACCCCAAGAGCACAGCCACCACUACAAGAGCAAAACAUAUUCCCUUGCAAGUCUUGUAUCCAGGAAUUGAAACCGGGGAAGGCCUCGAUCCAAGCAUCAUCUCACCAACAACCUCACAAGUCCAAGGACAAGGUCCAAGUGCCGAACAAGGUACCGCACCCAAUGGCCCUACCAAUCUAUGA
Messenger RNA from Aaosphaeria arxii CBS 175.79, 663 nucleotides. RefSeq lists its product as uncharacterized. The transcript has a single exon. NCBI's taxonomy places the organism in Eukaryota, Fungi, Ascomycota, Dothideomycetes, Pleosporales. The record is from RefSeq and is a predicted model, not a curated record. The coding region runs from base 1 to 663 and encodes 220 amino acids.